Molecule: messenger RNA, 1834 nt
Organism: Linum trigynum
Lineage: Eukaryota; Viridiplantae; Streptophyta; Magnoliopsida; Malpighiales; Linaceae
Source: the annotation of a GenBank genome assembly
UAUAAAUUGAAUGAGGGAGUACAUUUCUGAAAAAUGGGACGCUAGCCGUGCAAAUAACACUUCCCACCUUAGUCAAACAAUUUUAACAGCUCCUUGAUUACACAUAAUUGUUCAUUUAGCACAUGAUUAUUCACUAUGAACCAGUAAACAUCUCAGUAUUUGGCUUUAUUUUCUGUAUGUAGAGAACAGUAAAUAUUUGUCGGCUUAAUUUAUCAAUUUUACAAGUCGAGUAUAUCAAUUGUAAACCCAAAAUAUAAUUAAAAAAGGUUAUAGGUACAAUAUGCCCCUCUACUAUUUUUUACACCAAACAUGUCCCUGUACUUUGAAAAAAUUAUCAAACAUGCACUUAUGUUAAAAUUUUUAUCCAAAACCGUUAACCACGGCCAAACUUUUGUUUGGGCGGCACAAAUGUCUAAAAUAUCCCGAAUAAUUUCACUUUAGAAUUUUUUUGGUUAUUUUAUAUAGCCAAAUAAUCCUAAUAAUUUCACUUUGACGAGAAUCAGAGAAAUAAAACAGGGGAAAAAACUGACAUUCUCCCUCCCAUUUGCCGAUAUCGGGCCGUCUAAAUCUCGGUUCAACCAUGAUUGACAAUUUUUUAAAUGAAAAUUUUAAUAGAAGGGCAUGUUUGAUAAUUUUUCCAAAGUACAGGAGUAUGUUUGAGAAUUUUUCCAAAGUAUAGGAGCAUGUUUGAUGUAAAAAAUAAUAGAGGGACAUGUUUGAUAAAACGACAUAAUAGAGGGGCAUAUUAUACCUAUAACCUUAAAAAAGGCUAGGAAAAGAAUUAACAGGCCCAUAAAUCUUAUCGCAUAGCCCAAUCCUCCACAUUGGAGGCAUGGCCCAUUGAGUCCAAAAAGAAAAGGACCAAACGAGAAAACUUAUCUAGUCGUUCCCUCUCUCUCAUUACUUCGACCGCAUCGAAUCAAGUUAAGUCCCAAAACCGACAUAGAAACCAAACUUGACCUCUCAAAUCUGCCAUGGCGGCGGCGGCGGCAUUUGCUCCUUCUCUCCUUCCGCGGCUUCAGAUAACCGCCUCCAAAGGAUGACGUCUUCCACCGUCAAUCCAAAAGGCUUUUCGUCAUGUCUUGCCGCCAGUCAGCUACUAUGGGUGCGUAACGUUGCUCUGCUUUCUAGUUUCUGCCUAAUUUUUUCUUUUUGGGGUUGCCCAGACAAUUUGAUUGAUAAUUUUUUUCCCCAAUGCAUGUCAGAACAACCGCUAAAGCACAAUCUCAGCCGCCAUCUCUGCCGCAGCAACGGCCACCGCCGAGAUCGGUGGCCGUUCGGACGGCCUACGAGCUCCUCGGAGCUGGCCACAUGUAUUUGGAUGUCAGAACAAGCGAGGAGUUUGAUGCAGGGCAUCCCACUGGAGCUGUUAAUAUUCCUUACCUCCUCAGGAAAGGAGCAGAGAUGAGCAAGAAUCCGAAGUUCUUGGACGAAGUGUCGUCGAAGUUCGAGAAGGAAGAUGAGAUUGUUAUUGGAUGCCAGAGUGGAAAGAGGUCACUAAUGGCUGCUGCUGAUAUGCAAUCUGCUGGGUUUACUCGUGCAAUCGAUGUUGCCGGUGGCUAUAUAUCAUGGCUCGAAAAUGGGCUCCCCACAACAAUCAAAUAACUGCUGCUGCUGCUUUUGAUUCGUUUCUACUUCAGAUACUUCGACGACAGAGAGAAACAGAAGACUAUUUGCUUCUACCAUAAGCAAUUAAGGAUUCAGAAAGACUGCAACUUUGACAUUUCAUUGUAACAGUUUUGCAAUAGAUAAGACACAGAUAAGAAUCAUGCUUGUCUGAUACGAAUGAUCUAUCUAUGAAGCUCUUGAUGUUCAAUAAUAACAGCCUUAUGCA